This is a messenger RNA of Polyodon spathula (Mississippi paddlefish), 2421 nucleotides long. Its product is annotated as ras-related protein Rab-24-like. The record is from RefSeq and is a predicted model, not a curated record. Gene Ontology annotation, molecular function: GTPase activity; GTP binding. Bases 351 to 959 code for a protein of 202 amino acids. NCBI's taxonomy places the organism in Eukaryota, Metazoa, Chordata, Actinopteri, Acipenseriformes, Polyodontidae. The transcript is spliced from 10 exons.
CGUGUGUUUUGGGGGAUUUCUGAAAGCAGGAUAUUUAACCUCUGUUGGUGCUGCCUGAAUGAAGCUGUGCGCAGACUGUUUACUGAAGUCUCGGGCUGGGAUUGUGAAAGAAAACAAAAACACUGACAUUUUACAGCAGUCCAAUCUCUGUAUUAAAAAUUAAAUGCCAUUAACACUGCAAACAAUGGACACACCAAGCAUCCGUUUUUAAGACCAGGUGUUCUGUGAACAACACCCAGGCUCUACCUGUGCUGCUAUGCCUCUGGUUCAGGAAAGAGCUCUGGAUUAAGAAGGACCCCCUCCCUUAAGGAAGUCACCCCAAGCCCCCUCCUCUUCUCCUGGCCCCCAGAAUGAGUGGCCAGCGCGUGGAUGCCAAGGUGGUGAUGCUGGGUAAAGAGUAUGUGGGCAAGACCAGCCUGGUGGAGAGAUAUGUCCACAACCGCUUCCUCGUGGGGCCCUACCAGAACACUAUCGGGGCAGCAUUCAUUGCCAAACCAAUCCAAGUAGGAGAGAGAGUGGUGACCCUGGGGAUCUGGGACACGGCUGGAUCAGAGCGAUACGAGGCCAUGAGCCGGAUCUACUACCGAGGAGCCAAAGCAGCCAUUGUGUGCUACGAUCUGACCGACAGUAGCAGUUUUCAGAGGGUCCAGUUCUGGGUGAAGGAAUUGCAGAGCUGUGAAGAGCACUGCAGAAUCUACUUGUGUGGCACCAAGAGCGACCUCAUUGGGAACGACCGCAGCACGAGGAAGGUGGAUUUCCACGAUGUCCAGGACUACGCUGACGAGAUAAAAGCUCAGCUGUUUGAAACGUCAAGUAAAGAGGGUCAGAAUAUAGAUGAGCUGUUCCAGAAAGUAGCUGAGGAUUAUCACAACAGCACCGCCUUCCAACUGAUGACAGAGGAGGAGGGGGUCGACCUGGGACAGAAGAAGAACUCCUAUUUCUAUUCCUGCUGCCACUGAUCCGGGACCAGGGCAUACUGGGGGAGGGGGAGGGGUCCGCAUCCCUUCCGAAAACAUUUGUUGCUUUUAAAAAAGAAAAAAAAAAAAAACAUCAAUUUAAGUCAUUUUUCAAUGAGGCAGAAUCCACAGCAAGCCCUGGGUGUGGUUCCCUUGUGUCUUUCAGACAGUAAGCCAAUAAGAAGCGGGAUUCUGUUUGGAGCCAGCGAAGGACUGAAAUGCUGGCCCGUAAUUGGCUUCCUGUUGCAGUGAAGCUGUUGUGUUUGGUUUUAUCUGGAGCAACUACCUUGUAAUAAUCACCUCUUUGUAGAUAAGCAAGCCUAGUUAUGUAAAUACAUUGUGACUAUUUCAUUCAAUUUGUUGUGCUUGCUAACCCUGGCUGGACCUCUAACUGGACUGCUGCAGGCGGUUCGUGCACUGCUAACCUCAAGAAUCUUACCUUGCAAUAGGUUUAUUUAUUUCUCUCAUUGCACUGUAUAGCCUAAAGUAGGAAUUUAAGAUACAUGCUUAUUGCAUUUUGACAGUGUUGAGAAAGCAAGUCAGGGGGUUACAGCAUGUACUCCCUAAACAUUAUUUAAUUUUUUUAGCAACAUUUAUCUAGUUUUCUGAAUUCUAGUUUAUCAACCUACUGUACAAAAAAAACCAAAAACACCCCUACAUAUUGUAGCAUGAUGUGGCGAGGUGGGAGUUCUCAAUGGUAUUGUACCUUACUACAGUGAACAAAAAAAGCUAUGCAGUGAGGGAUGUUGUUUCCAGUUUUAUAAAGAAGUCUGAUUAUUUACAGAGUGCCUAAAUGCAGCAUACAAAGCAUGUAGGUUAUAUUCUGUCUAUUUAUUCAGGGUGAUUUCAAACAAAAGCACAGUGCAGCUGAGAAAUAUGAAGCUGACAAAAGCUACUCCUGCAGCACAAAGCUGGAGGCGUCUGCGCUGCAGAUAGUAUUUAUUGGAAAACUCACCUGUGUCCAUCUAGUGCUAAAUAUCAAAGCACUUGGACAGCCUUAAGAAGCAGCUUCUCUCUCUGUGACUGGCAGUGUUCCUGAAAGAUUUCUCCACGGUGGUCUGAGUAGCAGGACAAUAAGCUUUCCUUGUGAUGAAUGGGGUCCACGUUGAGUGGACACACAUUGGCUAAAGAGAGCACCUGUGAUCCAUGCUCAUUUAUCUGCUGAGUGGUUGAUUUUGGUCUGUACUUCUUUACUAGUGUUUCCACAGCAGCAGUGUUGUGCCUGUACUGUUUCACCCUGAACACAUCUGCCUCGCUGUGCUUUGACAGUGGCAGCGAUUGUUCUGUUUUAAAUCAGUACAAAUAAAACCAAUAAAUGUUUUUUUAAGACAUGGUUAAAAACUGAAAAAUAGGAUGCUUUGGUUUCAACUGUAGCAGGAUAUAGAUGCAGAUGCCUUAACUUUUUUUUUUUCUUUUAAAUUGGUUUAAUUUCAUGUUAUGUCUUAUUAAACAGCUGUGGAUUCAA